CUACUUGUCAGAUUGAUCUAUCUUGUCGUCUGGUGAAACCCACAAUCAUAAAGCCUACUAAUCUCCUUUAUUUCCUGGUAAGUGGUAACCAACCAAACCGUACUAUAUACUAAUAUACCAAACCGAUGAGACAACAAGUAUCGGUUAAUAUAGCUGGGUAACUCAGGGAACCAAGUUUACAAAAAUAAAAACUCAGGGAACCAGGGACUCUAUAAAUAAUUAAAUAUGUUUAACGGUUCAAAAAACGGUUUAACGGUUUAGGAUUUUGUUGGUUUUCAAAUUUUAGAAGAUUGGUGUCCAACUAUCCAUAUUAAAAACGGGUAUAACCCGGUUUAUCUAGCAGCUAUCGUGUUGGCCUACAAGGCUUUUAGCAUUCACUGCCAGGGGCGUCCCUGAGAUGUUGGGGGCCUAAAACAAUUUAGUAAGAGUUUUAUAAAUUUUUUUUUUUUACAAAUUUAGGGGCCCCUUCUUAUGUAAAUUUUUUAAAAAAAUUUGGGGGCCCUAAGCCGGUGUUUCAGUCCGCUGUGCCCAGGACCGCCCCUGUUCACUGCAUGUCUGGACCAGAGUGGUUUCUUCGAGUAUGUCUGUGUGCGUAUACACAGAUACACGUACACGGAAUUACAUACACACAUGUCUAGUAUAUAUACACACAUCUCGAUGCAAAGAAAAACAUCACCAUCUUCUGAUCAGUUAUCUUUUGCUACUCGAAAUAGACCCAAAAAAAAUGUAUUGUCUCCAAGUUGCAGCUUAUCACUUGUUCUUCAACGCAUCCCGAUUUUGUUAUCUUCUUGCUCUGCUUAUCUUUGUUUUUCUCAGAUUAUUUUAUAUUUUCCUUGAUAGAUCAGUUGUUAAUCUCGUCGGCGACUCCGGAACGGCGGCGUUUCUGGCUAUUACUGAUACAAAACAAGUUUAUGGAGGGUUGAAUGUAACUUUCUCUGGUAUUUUCGUAGGAUCUCUAAUCCAAGAUAUUGCUACUAAUGUUAAUGUUUUCUAGCUAAUGUUUUUUCGAGGACAUGUCUUCUCGUUAUGUAUUAUUCAUGCACUUGCAUAUAUGUAUAACGAUGAAUUCCUAGUCUUGAUCUCUAUAGUUCAUUAUUUUAUUAUAAACCUUUAGUUUAAUCCAUUCUUUUAUGAGUAUAAUUUUUCAGUUUGACUGCAUGUUGUAGCGUAGUACUAGUAGCUAUACCGUCGUGUCUAUUAAGUCCGCUUCUAAUUGCGUUAGUUUGAGGACGGAACAUAGAUUUAAUUGGGUUCGAUAGAGUCACUAAAUACAGUAUUCAUAUUGAUUAGUUCACGGCGGGCAGAUACAAUAAUAUAGUAUAAUGCUUUUAGUUUAUAUAUCAUCGUUUACUAAGUAUAAUUAGCUUAUACAAUAAAAAAUGAACACGGAAGUGACGGCUCCGUUCAAAAAUAUUGGGCCCUUGAUCUUUUCAGACGCCCAAAGUAAAUUAAAUUAUUUCGGGCCCAACCGACAGGCCUCGCUGUUUAUCAUUCUUUUUUUUUUGUUAAUAAAGGCAGAUUUUAAGAUAUUUGUCCCUUGUAAAUAAAACUGUAUGUUCGAUGUAGUACAAAAAAAAAACUGUCUGCUCGAUACGAGAUUGCUCCAUAGUCCGUACGGAAGUAAGGAAAAAGGAGGACAGGCAGAGAGUUGGUGGGUCACACUCUGACUGUAUGUAUAAAUGACCGUACAACCUAACCCACCUGCCACUCUUUAAUACCUUUAAUGACACGUCACUGAAAUAGGUAUUAUAUUAUUUGAUUUAGAUUUUAGGAGUAAACUUGUAUUUUCCAUUUCGCUCUUUCAAUUGAACCCAUCCACUAGAGAAAUCGAUUAUUUUGUGCGUAUGGACAUAUAAACAAUAUAGAAAUUGUUGGAAAAAAAAA
Brassica rapa (field mustard) is the source of this 1884-nucleotide messenger RNA. RefSeq lists its product as uncharacterized. The record is from RefSeq and is a predicted model, not a curated record. Lineage: Eukaryota; Viridiplantae; Streptophyta; Magnoliopsida; Brassicales; Brassicaceae.